CUUCCUCGCCGGCCAUCGUCAUCAAUCAUAUCCUAACCUUGUCGUGGGAUUAUAUUUCCAAACGUCUGGUUAGCCAAGGAACACGUAAAGUCACACCAAGCUUAAGCUCAAGGUACUAGCAUCAGUCGCAUUAACGUUGGCAGCGCUAUCGUGACUCGCCAUGUCUCUUCCGAGCGUGUACUCCGAGGCGCCAACAUAUUCCGAGGACAGAGGGCUUCGUCAUACAGCUGUCGACUUUGACUCCUCGGUUGAGAGCAAGCCUCUGGUUGAUCGGAAUACGAGGGAUGCGGUAUUCUUGGUGGUGAUGGGAGUAUCCGGUACAGGCAAAUCUACUCUCGGCGCUGCGCUAUCAAAGGCGCUCUGCCUCCCAUUCAUCGACGGCGACAACCUCCAUCCCCAAUCUAAUGUAGAGAAGAUGUCACGUGGGGAAGCUCUCACAGACACGGAUCGCCAGCCCUGGCUGGAAACUAUCCGCAAGACGGCCGUCAGUAGCGUUCUGAGUCAGCUUAGAGAUGACCACGGGCUGCAUGUGCUGAGUCCCGUGAGGGAUGGAGACCAGAAACCGGGGAUCAUCAUUGCGUGUUCGGCGCUGAAGGGAAGUUACCGGUCGGUGUUAAGAGGUGAAACUCUGCCGGAAGCAGAGGGGCCGAAGCACUCGGGAAAGCUUCUAACAUGCUUUGUUUAUAUGAAAGGUUCGCGGGAGGUGCUCACGGACCGAAUGAUGAAACGCCAGGGGCAUUUCAUGAAGGUGGAGAUGUUGGAUAGCCAGUUGAAGACGCUGGAAAGCCCUGAGAAUGAGGAGGGUGUGGUGACGGUAUCGAUAGAGUGGUCGACUGGGGACCAAGUGCGAGAAGUGGUCAGAGCUCUCGAGGGUGGAGGACUUGGAGCAGUGUAUAAUACGAAUAUAUCUUCCAGGCCAUCGGGAGACCUAUACCCUUGAAACAGAUCAUGUAAAGGCUCUCACCGAGACUAUCAUGAGUCUUUGAGCCAUGAAGGUCGCGACAUCAUAUCUCGCAGCCUCUGCAUCGCAUUGCGCAUAAACAAGAUAUAUGUGUUCAUACACGCUUAUCUUUGUAUGCAUGCCCUCGUUCAGAGACGAACUCAAAAUAAUGACUGUGACAAGACCCCUCAGCAUUCCGCACGCACCUCCGUAUCGGCCAUUGAA
Messenger RNA from Suillus subaureus, 1165 nucleotides. Its product is annotated as P-loop containing nucleoside triphosphate hydrolase protein. The record is from RefSeq and is a predicted model, not a curated record. The transcript is spliced from 4 exons. Lineage: Eukaryota; Fungi; Basidiomycota; Agaricomycetes; Boletales; Suillaceae. Bases 161 to 940 code for a protein of 259 amino acids. Gene Ontology annotation, cellular component: cytoplasm. Gene Ontology annotation, molecular function: gluconokinase activity.